AUGCCUCAAUACCACACUGCCGCGGGCACCUUCUCGCAUGUGGACGAGAAGUCCAUGUAUCCGCGAUUUCCCCGGGUGACCAUGGGCCAAGCAGUGGCCAUUGGACUGGGAGCCGGUAUCGCAGGCGCUCUAGGAAUGGCCUUGUCAAACACCAUCGAGCAGCUCUUCACCCACCGCCCAGCAUCCUACGUGCCCGGCCGCACCGCAGCCACGCACCUCAACCUCUCCUCCACAUUCGGCCGCCACCCAGACCUCAUGAACCACCUGCACCACUUCGGCAUGGGCCUCCUCGCCGGGCCCCUGCGGGCCCUGAUGUCCUACUACGGCGUGAUCGGACCCGUGGCGUCGUUCCUGCACACGGGCGCGCGCAUCGCAAUGGACCAGGUCGUCGAGAACGGUGCUGGUGUCAGCGCUCUGCCGUGGACGUGGCCGAUCAACGAGCAGGUCAUCGAUCUGGUGCACAAGGGGGUUUAUGGACUGGUGGUGGGGUAUCUCUGCGAUCGGUUUGUUCGUGGGGUGGAUUGGUUUAACUGA
Molecule: messenger RNA, 534 nt
Organism: Anthostomella pinea
Lineage: Eukaryota; Fungi; Ascomycota; Sordariomycetes; Xylariales; Xylariaceae
Source: the annotation of a GenBank genome assembly